ACUGGAAAAUUUAGGAUUGGAAGGAAUUAUUUAAGAGAAUGUAAGAAGUGUGAGUCAUUUUCUAAAUAUUUUUCUACCAGAUUGUUCAAUUUUCCUAUUUCACCCCCUUUGAACCAUGGAAACGGGCAAAAAACGGCCGCUGGGCAGUGGAAGCCGACGAGGUAGAGCUUGUCGGACCUCUGAGAGGAGAAGGAAAUGGCGGCCUCAUUCAGAUGGAUACUGCAGCUACACAAGGACGUCCCUAAAGCUGCGAAGUUCUACUCCGAAGGGUUGGGUCUCACCGUCAAUGUCUGCACUCUUCGUUGGGCCGAGCUCGAAUCCGGCCCUCUCAAGCUCGCUCUCAUGCAAUCCCCCAGCAAUAAUGUUGUGGAGAAGGGAUAUUCGUCACUUUUAUCCUUUACAGUAUGUGACAUCAACAGUACCGUGACGAAACUGAUAGCGCUAGGUGCAGAGUUGGACGGUCCCAUCAAAUAUGAGAUUCAUGGGAAGGUUGCUGCUGUGAGGUGUGUCGAUGGCCACAUGGUCGGUCUUCACGAGCCCAUUUGAGGUGUGUCUUAUUCCUAUAUUUACUUCAAACCGAAGACAACACUGAAAGUUAGAUGCUAGAAAACACCCAAGGAUAAAUAUACAUUUUUUUUUAUUUUUUUAUUGAGAAAUUUACCCUUUUUUGGCAUCUAUAGCAUUUGCAAUGUGUGUACUUGUGGCAUCAAUUUUGAGUUUGUGCACUUAAAUAGGAUCCUUCAGUCUAAAGGUGCAGAGUAUUAUAGUUGUCAUUGUUAGAGUAUAAAACCAUUCAUGAGACUUGAACUACAAGCUUAAGCUUUUAGUUCCUUAGCACUCUAUUAGAGUCUUGUUAGAAUAAAUGUUACGUGUUGGU
Messenger RNA from Cuscuta campestris, 877 nucleotides. The record is from the annotation of a GenBank genome assembly. NCBI's taxonomy places the organism in Eukaryota, Viridiplantae, Streptophyta, Magnoliopsida, Solanales, Convolvulaceae.